Molecule: messenger RNA, 2802 nt
Organism: Rhincodon typus (whale shark)
Lineage: Eukaryota; Metazoa; Chordata; Chondrichthyes; Orectolobiformes; Rhincodontidae
Product: disintegrin and metalloproteinase domain-containing protein 11-like
Exons: 27
Biological process (GO): proteolysis
Molecular function (GO): metalloendopeptidase activity
Source: RefSeq, a predicted model, not a curated record
AUGACUUUUGUGCCGUCUUGGAUUUUUGUUGCAAUCUCCUACCUCACUUGUCCUACAGGGUUUAUUAAAGCUGAGCUACAGGCGGGGAAGGAACAGUGGAACAGCAGGUCCGUCUUACAAGAGGCCACCAAACCUCAGCGAUUAAUCCACAGUGUUCACUCAGGAAAGGAAAUCAAACACAGCCGAUUGAACACUAGGGUCCGGAACAACAGCACAGUCUCUCAUUUUAUUCACCUUGCACAAGUGAGCUUCCUGAUAGAAGUAUUCGGUUCAUCCUUCAUUUUGGACCUAGAUUUGAACCAUGAUUUGCUAUCAGCGCAUUACAUUGAAAGGCAUUUCAAGGAUGAAGGAAAGACUACACAGACUUUGGGCAGUGAACAUUGUUACUACCAUGGAAAAAUCAGAGGAAACUCCAACUCUUUUGUGGCUAUGUCAACAUGUCGUGGACUGAAUGGUGUGUUUAAUGAUGGAAACUUCACUUACAUUAUUGAAGUUAUGGGCAGUAAAACUGAUCAGCAUGAUCAACAACCCUAUAUUGUAUACAGAUCUCCUGGCUUUCAGAUCCCUGUGGGAUGUACAUCAUCCGGGUGCUUUACUGAUGACAACAUGCAACAGAACUCUCCUCCAGGAGUCCCAAGGACACGAACCAAACGACAGGUACAUCGAGGCCCUCACACUGUUCUGAGAGAAACCAAGUACAUUGAGCUGAUGGUUGUCAAUGACUACACCCUGUUCACAAAGCGACACUAUUCUGCUACACUUACAAGCAAUUUUGCCAAAUCGGUUGUGAAUCUUGCUGAUGCUAUUUACAAAGAACAAUUGAAUACACGGGUUGUGCUGGUUGCUAUGGAAACUUGGGCAUCUGGAGACAAAAUAAAUAUCAAUGAAAAUCCACUGGUGACGCUCAGAGAUUUCAUGAAGUACCGAAGAAACUCUGUCAGAGAAAACAGUGACGCCUUUCACAUGCUUUCAGGCCGGACAUUUGAGUGUAGUCACAGCGCAACAGCCUACAUUGGAGGAAUGUGCUCUUUAUCAAAAGCAGGAGGGAUUAACGAGUAUGGAAAUUUGGGUACAAUGGCUGUCGCACUUGCUCAGAGUUUGGGUCAAAACCUUGGAAUGAUGUGGAAUAAACAUCAUGCAGGAGCACGUGAGUGUUGGUGCCCCGAUGCCUGGUCUGGUUGUAUAAUGGACGAUAUGGGAUACUAUUUCCCGCAAAAAUUUUCAAGAUGCAGCACAAAUGAAUACAGACAGUUUCUGCAGGCUGGAGGUGGCACCUGUCUUUUCAAUAAACCUCACAAGCUAAUUGAUCCCCAAGAAUGUGGAAAUGGGUUUGUGGAAACAGGAGAAGAAUGUGACUGUGGCUCUGAAACUGAAUGUGACAAAGUCGGUGGUAAAUGCUGCAAGAAGUGUACCCUUACCCACAAUGCAAUGUGCAGUAAUGGACUCUGUUGCCGAAACUGUCAGUAUGAACCACGAGGUGUGAUUUGCAGGCAGGCAGUGAAUGACUGUGACAUUGCAGAGACAUGCCCAGGAGACUCCAGCCAGUGCCCUGGGAAUGUGCACAAACUGGAUGGCUACUAUUGUGACAAUGAACAGGGGCGUUGUUAUGGUGGAAGAUGCCAAACUAGAGACAAACAGUGCAAUUACAUCUGGGGUCGCGAUUCAGCAGAUCAAUUCUGUUAUGAAAAGCUGAAUGUUGAAGGAACCGAGAAGGGAAACUGCGGCAAAGAUGGCCAAAGCUGGCUUCAAUGCAGUAAGCAGGAUGUUCUUUGUGGUUAUCUUUUUUGUUCCAAUAUCACUCAGCCGCCAAGACGUGGGGACCUCAGUGGAGACAUUACUAGCAUGGUAUUAUACCAUCAGAACAAAUACAUAGAUUGCAGGGGAGGCCAUGUUAUACUGGAUGACAGGACCAGUCUUGGUUAUGUAGAAGAUGGCACUGCCUGUGGACCCAAAAUGAUGUGCCUCGAUCGCAAAUGCCUACCAAUACAAGCCUUCAACCUGAGCACCUGUCCACAGAGCUCAAGUGGAGAAGUUUGCUUUAACCAUGGGGUGUGCAGUAAUGAGGCAAAAUGUAUAUGUGUCCGUGACUGGACGGGGAAAGACUGCAGCGUCUUUGACCCAUACUUGGAACCAACUCCAGCAGGGAGUACUGAUGGACAGUACAAGGGAACAUUCGGAGAGGAAGAUCUGGAGGAGCAUAAAAUGCCUUUUGUCCGUAUAUGAUCCACUCUUUGCUCCAAUGAAACCAAUGUCUUCCGAUACUGAAGGAGCCAGACCUCUUCUGCGUUGCGGUUGCUAUGGAAUACGCCUGUAGGUAAACUUCAGGGCCUGGAAAAAGAAGGGAAAGUUGAACUGGUGCUUCAAAGAAAAGCUGAGGAAAACACUUGUGAACAUACAGAAAUCCAUGCUGUGUCUUUACCUUGUUUAGAGCUUUGGUGCAUGCUCCAGCCCAUGAGACCAAAAAUAGUAGUGUCAGGCUUUGGUAUGAUUGGGCACCAUUGGCUGCAAAUGGCUUUCCUUGUCUUGUUAUUUGCCUGCAUUCACGGAUCCCCUCUUAAAGUGAUAGACUUGCUGUCCCAAGGUGAAGUGGACAAUCAGUGCUUUGAUGUGUCAUCCCUUGCUCUUGUUGAAACAAGGCACAUAAACGCGGUUGAAAGUGCGCAUGACCUCUGGAAGUUCCUGAUAUACCUGAGGGAGCCUAAGAUACCCAAGCACAGAUUCCUCUUCUGGGAUUUGGCUCAGCUGUUCUGGGAUGUUUAUGUGGAUUGCGUGUUGGCAAGAACUCAUGGUCUGGGCAAAUGA